AUGGCCUAUGAGCAGGAGGGUUUUAUGAGUGAGGAGCAGCGCGCGUUGUUUGCUGUGGCCGGUUGGUCUGACGGUAUAACGCGGCAGCUCGAGGAGCUUGGGAGGGCGCACGCGAGGCAGAUGGAGACGGCACAGACAAGCAUGCUCGGGUUGAUUGUGGCCCUUGAGAAGCACGCCGCCAAGAAGCAGUCGUCGGGAGACGCGUGGCCGUGGCCGUGGCCGUGGACCAUGUCGUGGUCGAGCGGACACUUGCCCGUCCAGCACUUCAUCGCCGAGAUGGAACGCAUCUUGUCGGCGGAGCUGCAAGACAGACGCGAGUUCAACGCGUCGCUCGUUGCUUCGUUAGGCAAGCUAAGAGACGUCAGUUCCCACCUCUGCGGGUGGAACAAGGCGCUGCUGAACAAGCUGCAGCGCAAAAAGCACCAGCUCUCAGACACAGAGAAGCGCGUCCAGGACUACCGCGCGGCCGAGGGACGCCGCAAAGACAAGGCCAACAUUGUGUGUCUCGUCACGCGGAGCAGAGUGGCAAGGGCAGCCAAGGUCGCUCAGGCUGUCAUGGGGGAGACGGCGAGGUUGCAGGAGCAGUGGAACGAUGCCGUGGCGCUCCGUAUUCACGUCGCCAGCCAGGCAAGGCAAGCCGGCGAGCAGACGCGGCGGCGGUGGGAGGAGCAGACGGUCGACCUAGGAUUCUUAUAUGUACGUAGUUUGCAAGACAACUACAUCAUGUUUGCACAAUGA
Colletotrichum graminicola M1.001 is the source of this 738-nucleotide messenger RNA. RefSeq lists its product as uncharacterized. The coding region runs from base 1 to 738 and encodes 245 amino acids. The record is from RefSeq and is a predicted model, not a curated record. The transcript has 2 exons. Lineage: Eukaryota; Fungi; Ascomycota; Sordariomycetes; Glomerellales; Glomerellaceae.